Cylicostephanus goldi is the source of this 735-nucleotide messenger RNA. The record is from the annotation of a GenBank genome assembly. Lineage: Eukaryota; Metazoa; Nematoda; Chromadorea; Rhabditida; Strongylidae.
CGAUUGGCUAUUUUGCUGGUGACAGUAUUGCAACAUCAUAAUGCUGACAAUCUGACCCAACGUAUUGUGGUAUUCCUUCUAAACUCUAUGGCAUGUCAUGUCGAAGGCGAUCAGAAAGUUCAAGUUGGCAGCUUCGGAGCUAUCGAGAUGAUUCUUGAUCAAAUUCGACGAAAGCUCACGACCAAUGUUUGCGAUGAUGUCAUGGAGGUUGGAUGGAGUUUCCUGUGGAACAUCACUGGUGUGUCCAUCAAUGAAACACCCGUAAACUGUGAACGUUUCUUGAGGGCUGAUGGUCUACAUCUGUUCCAUAUGUGCUUUGACGCAUUCCGAAAUGAACGAGAGCUGGUUCGUAAUAUGAUGGGCUUGAUUGGAAAUAUUGCUGAAGUUGAUGGUUUGCGUUCUCAGCUAAUGAAUGAUGACUACGUCAAGAUUUUCUCAGCUCUCUUGGAUCUUGUGGAGGACUCCAUCGAGAUUAGCUAUAACAGCGCUGGAGUUCUCGCUCACAUGGUCAGCGAUGGAGAAGAGGCAUGGAGCUGUCUGACAGUACGAAGAGAACAGGUCAUGGCUAGCAUUGUUAAGGCCACUGAGUCGUGGAGGCUGGAAACAAAGCGGUUCAUCAACUACCGCUCAUUCCGUCCAAUUCUUCGCCUUUUGCCUUUAUGGCAUGCAUACGCCAGCCAACAUUGGGCCGUAUGGGCAUUGGCUAAUUUGACAACCACAGAUGGGGCUAAGUAA